GUCUUGCUUGUGCCUUGUUGCGCUUGCUGCCCUUAACCAAAAAUGGGGAAACACGGGAAAAGGCUAAGUCAGCAGCAGCAGCAGAAGCAGCAGCGCAGAGGUAGAAGAGCCUUUUCAUACCACAAUGAAGAAGAAGAGGAACAACAGUAUAUAGAGCAAAGGGAUUCUGAAGAAAAUGACGAUGAAUCCCAAGAAGAGGAGGAGGAAGAAGUAGAAGAAGACAAUGAAAUUAGUCAAAGCCCAUCAAACAAUGAUGUUCCUUCAAAGUUCUUACUUUAUCAACAAUCUGUUCAGUCACCAAAAGGGGACAUAAGUUACCUGCAAAAGUUCUUUUUGAUGUAUGUGGGUGGAAGGAUGCCACUCCAUCUGCAGGAAGAUUUCUGUGGCACUGCUCUUUUAAGUACAGAAUGGCUUCGUACUGAUGCAAGAAGAACGGCUAUAGGCCUGGAUUUGGACAUUGAGGCACUUAAAUGGUGCAUGGAAAGCAAUCUAAGCAAGGUUGGUGCCGAUGUCUACUCCAGAAUAUUUUUGUUUCAUGGCAAUGUCUUGGAACCUCUUCAGGCUACGUUGGUGAACUUUGAUCCUCAAGACCUUGGGCAAAGGAUUACAUUAGAAGAUUGCAAGGAUGGCCCGGAUGCAGUUUUGGUGAUCUCUAGUACACAGGGUAGUCUUCUUGGUGUUAGCCAUAAGUUGAUGAAGGAUACUCGACUCCCAGAAAGAGAUAUAGUGUGUGCUUUUAACUAUAGCUGUUGCUGUCUGCAUAAGCGUCAGGAAUUGGUUUUAUAUUUCAAAUAUGCACUGAGUAUCUUGAAUAAAAGAGGAGGCAUUUUUGUUAUGGAUCUAUAUGGAGGUACAUCAUCUGAAUGUCAACUGAGGAUGCAGAGGAGAUUUCCCACUUUCACAUAUAUCUGGGAGCAAGCUGAAUUUGAUGUCCUGCAGGGGAAGACCAGAAUCAGCCUCCAUUUUAAUCUCCAAAAUCAAAAGAAAAAGCUUCGCCAUGCCUUUUCCUACAGCUGGAGACUGUGGUCAUUGCCAGAAAUCAAAGACUGUCUGGAAGAGGCUGGAUUUCGGUCUGUCCACUUCUGGAUGCGAAGUAUGCCUAACAGUAAAGAAAUUAGAAAUAUAGAUGGGUUUGGCGUUGGACGAGACAUAAAAUAUGAAGAAGUAACCAGUUUUCAACAACAGGAUUCAUGGAAUGCAUAUAUUGUAGGUGUUGUCUAAUUAUCAAGUAGUGGCAUUUUUUAAAGCAGUGGUAAUCAUAUGAAUUUUUGAGCUGAUGAAGAAACAUGUAUCGUGAAAAGAUAGGUAAUCAAACAGCUUUACUUGAUUAUUUGAGCGAAUAUGUUUCACAUCCCUUUCUGGCAGCACUUUUCCACCCUCCCCAGAUGUGCCCCAGAACUGUACCAGUUGUCACCAGCUAAAUUUACCUUUUAACUCAUUUCUCUAUUUCUAAUCUCAUAGUUGAUUCUUUA
Molecule: messenger RNA, 1472 nt
Organism: Coffea eugenioides
Lineage: Eukaryota; Viridiplantae; Streptophyta; Magnoliopsida; Gentianales; Rubiaceae
Exons: 5
Coding region: 43-1221 (392 amino acids)
Source: RefSeq, a predicted model, not a curated record